AGACCCGAUAGGGUAAUUUGAUCGGAUCGGUUCUUACUCGAACCGGGUUUUUUCGGAUCAGAUCUUCGGAUCCGGGUAGAAUGCCCAGUUAAUAUUUUCAGUUUUAAUGUAAAAAAAUAUUAAUAUUUUAUAUUUGUUGUUUGUUUUAUUAUUGAUUAGAUAGUAACUAAUGACGUUUUUAUUUAAAAAGCGAAAGCUGAAUAUUUUAAAUAAAAAAACGGAGAAAGUUUACGCGGCAGUUUAUUUUCCUCUACUGCCCCGCAAGGCAUUGAUUCUCUUUAUUUCUCUCUCUCUCCUAUGUGUAUUAUCACCGCUAGCUCUGCUCUUGUUUUGAUUUUGAUUCCUUGUGUUCCCAAAAAGAUUUAUUUCUUUUUUUUAAAAUAUAUAAAGAGAGAAAAAUGAAAUUGAUUUCCUUUUUCCAUUUCCAUGGAUGCCUCCUCUGGGUUUCUCUUAAUAGUAGUCUUAGUAUAGCUGUUGUACUCUAUAAAUACACAUGUCCCUCUUCUUAACUUCUCUUAUAUUUUCCAUCAUUGUGUGUAUUUGUGACAUCGAAAAACUCUCUACCGAAAAUCAUUAGACUCUCCAAAAUUGUAGUGAAACAACAAUGAGCUAUUCUCAUCAAAACAUGGGUUCUGGUAGUAGAAGUGCAAGGGGAUAUGAGUUUGGAAGGACUUAUGUUGUGAGGCCUAAAGGGAAGCACCAGGCUACUAUUGUUUGGUUGCAUGGUCUUGGAGACAACGGCUCAAGCUCGUCUCAGCUAUUGGAGAGCCUGCCUCUUCCAAACAUAAAAUGGAUAUGCCCAACUGCUCCCUCGCGUCCUGUUUCACUUCUAGGUGGAUUCCCUUGCACUGCAUGGUUCGACGUGGGUGAAAUUUCUGAGGAUCUUCAUGAUGAUAUCGAAGGCUUAGAUGCUUCAGCUGCACACAUUGCUAACCUCCUAUCAACCGAACCAACAGAUGUCAAAGUUGGGAUAGGAGGUUUCAGUAUGGGAGCAGCAGUAGCUCUAUACUCAACAACGUGCUACGCUCUUGGAAGUUACGGAACAGGACAUCCUUAUACUAUAAACCUACGAGCUACUGUAGGACUCAGUGGUUGGCUUCCUGGUUGGAGGAGCUUAAGGAGCAAAAUAGAAAGUUCCAAUGAAGCUGCAAGGCGUGCUGCAUCAAUACCAAUUAUACUUGCACAUGGAACUUCGGAUGAUGUAGUUCCUUACAGAUUUGGAGAAAAAUCUGCGCAUUCACUUGCCAUGGCUGGAUUCAGACAAGUUGUGUUUAAGCCAUAUGAAGGGCUAGGUCACUACACGGUUCCUAAAGAAAUGGAAGAGGUCGUUCACUGGCUCGCCUCAAGGCUUGGUCUAGAGGGCUCAAGCUGAGCUCCAAAAGAAUCUAUAGCUAUUUAUACAAUGUGUAGAAUAUAUUAGAGAAAUAAUGGGUGGGUUUCUUGGGGUAUACGGUAUUCAUGUUUUGACUGUUUUGUAAUUUUUUUUUGCUUUUCUGCUCUUUGAUAUUCUUGGUUAUGAAUAAUGAAAUAAAGGCUCUUCAAUA
Messenger RNA from Brassica napus (rape), 1544 nucleotides. Its product is annotated as acyl-protein thioesterase 2-like. Gene Ontology annotation, molecular function: hydrolase activity. NCBI's taxonomy places the organism in Eukaryota, Viridiplantae, Streptophyta, Magnoliopsida, Brassicales, Brassicaceae. Bases 605 to 1372 code for a protein of 255 amino acids. The record is from RefSeq and is a predicted model, not a curated record. The transcript has 9 exons.